This is a messenger RNA of Dermatophagoides farinae (American house dust mite), 1733 nucleotides long. NCBI's taxonomy places the organism in Eukaryota, Metazoa, Arthropoda, Arachnida, Sarcoptiformes, Pyroglyphidae. The record is from RefSeq and is a predicted model, not a curated record.
UCAAUGUGGUUGUCUAUUUGCUUUCAGUCAUUUGCUAUUCACUCUCUAUCGAAACUGUGUCGCAUUUGUUAAUAUUGUGUCUUCAAUUCUAGUGUUUUCGGUCAUUGAUAAUGGCAAACUCACAUACAGAAAAUGUCGAUAUUGAGUUAUUCAAAGAUGAUCUCGAAUACAUUGAUCAAAAAUUUCUUCAAUCAAUUGUUUCGAUUUUUAAUUUUUUUAGUAACGGAUACGAAAAAGAAUUUUUAUUGAUGACCAAAGAUGCUACAUAUGCAUAUAGUGAAAAAAUAUGCUCAUGGUUAUCGUUGAAACAUGAUAUGGCCGAACCACAACGGAUAUCUUGUCUUGAUGAUAUGACAAUUGUUCAAGUAGAUUAUGGCUUUCUUUUUGUUGCCAUUCUAACUGAUGAUGGACAAGUAUUCAUAGCCAGCGAUGUUAAAUCUAAAUGGGAUACGAAUGAAACAUUACGAUUGAUCACCACCGGUAAUGACCGUUUCAAGAUGAUUGCUUGUGGAAAGAAUCUUUUAUUAUUGCUACGACAAGAUGGUUAUGUUUUCGCUAUGGGUUCUAAUGAAACAUCCUCAUAUGAAAGUAUAGUCCAGAUUGAUAACCUAGAAAAUGUCGAGCGCAUAGCUUGUGGAUUGGAUCAUAGCUUAUCAAUAACCAAUAAAGGAGAAAUCUAUUCCUGGGGACGUAAUGAUUGUGGUCAGUUAGGUCUUGGUGAUGAAGAAGACCGAAACACCCCAUGUCUUAUUCCAUUUCCAAAUGAUGAUUUAAUCGAUAUCCGAAUUAAAGAUAUUAUGGCUGGCAACUAUCAUUCAUUAUUUUUAUUUGAAAAUGGUGAGCUUUGGGGAUGUGGUUCCAAUAGUGAUGGUGAACUUGGUCUUGGUGAUGAUAUUAAACUAUCAAAGUUGACGAAAAUACCGAUUGAAAAUGUGCAACAAAUCACAUGUUCAACAUUCAAUUCAUUUUCAUUGGCAUAUGAUGGAUCAUCGUACUAUGUAUGGGGAAAAACCAAAUAUGAUAAAUGGUCAUCACCUAAAAAGCUGGAUGAUUAUCCGACAUCAUUUGUAGCUGCAUCAAUUCAGGUAUUGAAUUCACCAAUCACAUUUGGCCUCAGAUACACAUUCUUUGAAUUCGGAUCACACGAUUCAAUAUCAUAUAAAUCAAUCUUCCGAUUUUUCGAUAAUCAAGAUAAUUAUGAUGUGGAAUUCAAAAUUGGCAAAAAACGUAUCAAGGCAUGCAAACGUUAUCUCAAAUCUGUAUCAGAAUAUUAUCGACGAACGUUUUCCGGUAUUUGGUUUAAAAAAGACGAAGUAACCAUCGAGAAUUAUUCCUAUGAAACAUACUAUGCAUAUCUACGUAAGUUACAUACUGGUAAAAUUCAUAUUAAUCGUCAAAUCAUAACCGAACUUGUUGAUCUGGCCAAUUGUUAUGGUGAUAUAAAAUUAAUUGAAUAUUGUCAAACAUUCAUACGGAGUGAUCUAAAUGAACAAACUAUGAUCACAUAUCUUCCAUUAAUCACCAAAUACGAAAUGAAGGAAUUGUACUAUGAACUAAGCCAAAUUGCUAUCGAACAAGUGUUACCGAAAGUUACCGACAAUAUUCGGCAAAACAAUGAAAAUUCUAUUGAAUUUCUCAAUUGGUACAAUCAUUCAACUACUCAUUCAAAAUAAUUCAUUGUUUUUUUUCAUUCCAUAAAACUAAAAAAGAAAAUUUACUUUUUUUACUUUAUU